AUGAACGCAGAGACAGAAUAAAAGAUUAAACAAUAAAUAAUAAGAUGUGGUAAUAAUGCUCAUCACUUAAAAAACAUCAUUUAUUAAAUUUUCGAUGACUAAAUACCUGAAAUUAUGAUUAUUUCAGAUGAAGCUUCACGAAUUGAAGGUCUUUGUCACGAUAUGAUAAGACAAAAUCUCAAUUUUAGAUAUUUAUCAUGGUUUGAAGGGUGGAAGGUUCUUCUGAGAAGAAUUAAGAGGCACAUAAAAGUUUCUUAAAAAAUCAUUAAGUUUGAUGAGGAAAAUACAUAUUAAGCCUUCCCUGAUUAAGUAAAAGAGACCAUCAUAAAUUAUUUCUAAUUAUAAGAAGAAAUUGUUGAUAAUGUUGACUCUUAUUUGAAUAAGCUUUUUAUCUAGUUCACAGAUGUUAAAUGCGACUAGUUUUAAUACAGUGAAAAUAUAGAUAAUAAACUUUAUAAUUCUAUGGACUUUAAUUUGCUUAAUGAAAAAAAUUUUUGUGAAGAUUAAAUUGCUAAUUUGAAUGACCUUGUUUAAGUUGCUGUAGAAUCAUGCAACAGAGCCCAUAACAUUUAAAACCAUGUGGUUCCAUUUUAACAAAAAUAGGGAUUCGAAAGCUUUGCUUAUGAAUUAGCAGGUAAAUCAGGCGAAGUUGAAAACCAAUUUAGAGAAAUCCAAAAGAAUCUUAAAAUGCAUUCUCACAAUUUACAUGAAAUGAAGAACAAUAUCAAAAACCAUGCUAAUUAUGCUAAACUAAAAGUAAAAGAAAUUCUUGAAAUUCUGAAUAAAAUCUUAGUUGAUGAGAAAUUUAAAAAAUCUGAACCAAUAACAAAAUUAUGUGAGACAAUCAAUCAAAGCUGUGAAUUUUUCAGUACAAAAAUAAAUGAUCAGAUGAUCACAAAUACAGCUUGA
Tetrahymena thermophila SB210 is the source of this 909-nucleotide messenger RNA. RefSeq lists its product as hypothetical. The record is from RefSeq and is a predicted model, not a curated record. NCBI's taxonomy places the organism in Eukaryota, Ciliophora, Oligohymenophorea, Hymenostomatida, Tetrahymenidae. The transcript has a single exon.